AGUCAAAGACGACGACCACGAUACUCUACUCCCGGCGCACGCUAGAUCUGAGCAGACUCCUGUUAUCGGAACUUCGAAUAUCGAAACAGCUGACAGUCGCAUACAACGCUCCGUAUCGGUAGUACAGUUCCGUGCCGGAUCUCUACCUCUUUUAAUAAUGACAAUACUAACACCGAAUUUAGCAAUAACGUUAACGUUUAGUUCGUAAGACAGACUAUUUUCGAUUUUCGAGUGGACUUUUAGUCAUAAAAACGCGAUACAAUGGGCGAGAGGGAGAGGAUAGCCAAGAAUCCUAUCAGGGUUGGUUUCUACGAUAUUGAAAGGACGAUUGGAAAGGGUAAUUUCGCUGUCGUUAAACUCGCCAAGCAUAGGAUAACUAAAACUGAGGUUGCAAUUAAGAUAAUUGAUAAAAGCCAAUUGGAUGCCAGCAAUCUUCAGAAAGUAUAUAGGGAAGUUGAUAUAAUGAAGAGAUUAGAUCAUCCUCAUAUAAUCAAGCUGUACCAGGUAAUGGAAACAAAAAACAUGAUCUACCUGGUUUCGGAAUAUGCCAGUCAAGGAGAAAUUUUUGAUUACAUCGCUAGGUAUGGUCGGAUGACUGAGGACCAUUCAAGGAAUAAAUUUUGGCAAAUUUUGUCAGCUGUAGAAUACUGCCACAACCGUAAUAUAGUUCAUAGAGAUUUAAAGGCUGAAAAUCUUCUUUUAGAUUCAAAUAAUAAUAUAAAAAUAGCCGAUUUCGGAUUUUCCAAUUAUUAUACCGUCGGUGGUCAAUUAUCAACGUGGUGUGGAUCGCCCCCUUAUGCCGCACCUGAGGUUUUCGAAGGAAAAAAAUACGUCGGUCCGGAAAUUGAUAUAUGGAGCUUGGGUGUAGUUCUAUACGUUUUAGUAUGUGGAGCUCUACCAUUUGAUGGCUGUUCAUUACAAGCUCUUCGAGAUAGAGUUCUAUCCGGUAGAUUUAGAAUCCCUUAUUUUAUGAGUUCAGAUUGCGAGUCUCUUAUAAGGAAAAUGUUAGUAUUAGAACCGAAUAAGAGAUAUAGCAUUCAACAAAUUAAAAAACAUCGUUGGAUGCAAAUGGGCGUACUUCCCAUACUACCUCAUACAAUUAAAACUUCGAACGCUCAACCCAAUGAACAAAUUUUGAGGCUCAUGCAGAGUUUGGGCAUUGACAGCACAAAAACAAGAGAGUCAUUACGCCUAGCUAGCUACGACCACCAUGCUGCCAUCUAUUAUCUCCUCCUAGACAAACUGAGAAGUCAGUUAGUAGGUGGUGAUAACCAAACAGGAGUUCGUGAAGCUCAAAGACGAAGACCGUCGAAUGUAGCCGAACAAGCGAUGAGGAAGAUCUGCCGAGCAAGUACCACAGAAGACUGUCGUAGAUUACUUCACAACACUUCUGCUGCUGCGCCCACUGCAAGCAACAGCAGAAUAUGCACUAAAGGAUCAAGAACCUGCGAUUCGCCUCCCUCGCACGGAAUAGACGCUGCUAAGUUAUUAGCAGCGACGAAUAGUGAGGACGCUUUGAAGAUUUUGAAUCAAGCUAGUACUAAAACUGUGUUUAGUAUGUGUAGCGAGGCAACUAAAUUAAUGUCUACUUUGCAGAUGUCUGCUAUACCGUCACCUUCUGUUGAUAAUACAGGUUUUAAAGAGUAUAACCAUCAAGGCCAUGGGAUACCAUAUUUAAAUGCUGGGAGUUGUCUACCAUCACUCGACAUUCUUGAAUCCAAAGGUUCCAUCGGGAGGUUUUCAACAAAUUACAAAAGUGCAGAAAUUCAAACCCAAUACUCCAGUUCGACGGACGAAGGCGUUGAAACUGAUCUCGAAGAUCAUCCACCUCGGUUAAGCUACACUUCAUCGAAUUCAUCAAGCGGCGUUAUGACCAAUUUCAAUACAUCGAAAAGUCUCAGUCAAAAUUUAAGCUGUGAUAGUAAUUUUGAAAGUUUGGAGUAUCCAUUAUCCGAAUCCAGCGAAUUAGCUAGUAGCUUACCUAGCUGCACCUCAACAGAAAAAAAACCCGAACCCGUGCUAACAUCAGCCAAUGCUCUGUCCACACACUAUUCGUUAACAACGAAACCGAUUUUUCAUAAGCAUAAUCCGCUAUCGCACAUAUCCAGCUUCAAAACGACUAGAGGAAUUACUAGAUCUCCUGUCGACUUCAGAGAGGGUAGAAGAGCUAGUGACGGACUAGUUGCUCAACAAGCAGCAGAUACUGGUAAAGUGGUGGCGUUCAAUUCACAAAAGUUUACUGAGAAACGUAAAGCCAAAGGAGUAUUGGAUAUGCACCUAGUUCAACGCGAGAAUCAAAGACUGCAACCGCAAUACCCAGUAACGGUAAGGGAAAUAUCCGAAGAGGUAACACCAAGACAAAAUCAAUACCUGCAACCGAGACCUAACAAACGAAUUAGUUUACCUGAUAACUUUAAUUAUACAAAUCCAGGAGUAGAAACUGUUCAACUGCAAACCGCCAUGCAACAUAGAUUACUACAACAAAAGAGACAAAUCCUACAAAAACAAUGCGCUCUAUCACACCAAACAACACCAGUGCCUACUUUAGACACAACUCAUUCGUUGUCAAGGCGACAAAUGUUGAGACAAGCAAGUUACAAAAUAGCUCAACAGCAACCCGUCUUACCGCCUUUACCUUUGUCGGAAAGCGAGAGCAAGGAUCUGAUGGCCUUUCAAGCUUUAGUGGAAGGUUCAGGAGAAACAUGGAGCGUUACUAAUAAUUGUCCAUUGUCCGAACCAGUAUCACUGCCAACGCCAUCUUGGCAAACUACGAGUGCUACUUGGAAUCAGGUACCCCAGCGUUUGUAGUGAGCAGUGUUCAGUUUUUAAACAUUAGAUUAGAAGAUAGAGAUACUAGUUUUCUACAAACAUCAACAGUUCAUCAGAAUUAAAUUUUAUUAAUUAAUUGUUUAAUAAGACUAUAGGUACAUUUCUAUCUUCUAACAAAGUGAAUUUAGUGCUUAGUUCUAUAGGCAUUACGAAAGCUUUUUAAUUAGAAUAUCACAAAUACUUUGUUUUUUAAUUUCGUGUUUAUACUUUUGUUUUUGGUUGUAGUAGAUUUUUUUUAAAGAGAAAAAUAAACUGGAAGAUUGGAAAGUUAAAAAUAAUGUUCGAACAAUAAUUUGUAAAGUGAAAACUCUCAGAUCAACUGCUACAACGGUUUGUAAAGUUUUUGUAACUCGAAUUGAUUAUGUAAUACGAAUAGAUUAUUCAGUAUUUAUUUUGGAAGAAAUAAUGUGCAGCAAAAUGAUGUAUUGAACAAUAUAGAAUAAUAAAGAUUGAAGGCGGUUAUUCACUAGGUGGUACCUGCUUGACCCUAGUUUAAGUACUGGUACUAGUAGUCAAUUUGUAAAAUUUUGGGAUGAGUAGAUAUCAUUGUUAGUUCGUCGUGAAUGCAUGUCAUAUUGGUGGAAUAAUAUUCGUUGAGUCAGAAAUAAUGAUAUUAUUAAGGCUGCGGUUAGAUCAGUUACAGCUUAUUCAAUUGAACUCCAUAGAGUAUUGUAGUUAUGCAAAAACUUGCCAUUUGUGUAUAUGCAAACCAAUUGUGUUUGCGUACAUUGACAUUUCUUUUACUUUGGGUGAAGUUUCAAAAUGUUGCGAUUUUAUUUCUUUAAGUUCGUUGUAGAAAUGCCUUUAAAAAACUCUGAUGGGAUACGUUUCCAGGCAUCAUGGACCUUAUUUUUAUUUUUGCACUAAUAUGAGUUGUUUCAAUGCAAUUCUGAAUUUAAUGUGAAUAGUAUAUAGUAAAAUCGUAGGACUAAUAAACUAAAAUUGCGAAUAUUUGAAAAAGAAUUAUAAUUUACAGAAAGUAUAAAAGUAACUUGUGUAAGUGUAAAUUAUUAUACAGAGUGUAUCACUUAAGAACUGAUACAGAGCAGAGGUGUAUAAAAGAGACCAAAACAAUGACGAUAGGGGACCAUUUUCCUCUAUACCAAGUUGCAUUACUAACGAGCUAUAGGACCUCAAAGUGGGGUCCAAAAUUUCGAAAAAUUUAAUUUUUUCGCAACACUUUACUCUAUAAUACCAAACUGGUACUGAUACUCUUUAUGAAACUGUUAAUGGCAUUAAUUAAUGGUGAGUAAAAAGCAAUCGAACCAUUCUGGGGGUUAAUUAGAGGUGACCUAAAUUUGAAAUUUUUAUAUAUCAAUAGGUUUAAAAAAUUCUAUUUUCAUGCUAUGGAUAAUUUAUUUCUACGACUUUUUUUAUUCCUGUAAUUUUUCAUAAAACUUUGUCAUUUUCAAGUUAAAGACGAAAAAUCAAA
Messenger RNA from Diorhabda carinulata, 4261 nucleotides. Its product is annotated as serine/threonine-protein kinase SIK2-like. Gene Ontology annotation, cellular component: cytoplasm. Gene Ontology annotation, biological process: microtubule cytoskeleton organization; intracellular signal transduction; protein phosphorylation. Bases 262 to 2808 code for a protein of 848 amino acids. The transcript has 11 exons. The record is from RefSeq and is a predicted model, not a curated record. Gene Ontology annotation, molecular function: tau-protein kinase activity; protein serine/threonine kinase activity; ATP binding. NCBI's taxonomy places the organism in Eukaryota, Metazoa, Arthropoda, Insecta, Coleoptera, Chrysomelidae.